UCGGUCGGAUAGACCGUCGACAUCGAUGGAAUCGAGAGGAAGCCGAUCUCCACGACGCACCGAUUAUAGACGGAGAUAUGAGUCACCAUCAGGAGGAGCUGGAGGAAUCCAGGUUACGGUUGCUGAACUUGGUAAAUUAGUGGCCGCAAUGAAGGACUUCUUUGACGAAGCCCGUUUGAAGAAGUUGGAGAAAGAACGUAAGAAGCAAGAAAGGAAGGAAGCGGAAGAGCGCGAAGCCAAAGCGAGGGAGCGUGCGGAACGCAAAGCAAGGAAGCAGACUGAGAAGCAUCGUAAGCAAAUGGAGCUCGAGGCGGAGAGACGCGCUGAAAUGAAGAAGGAUAACGACAUCCAGCUGGCUAUUCGCCUAAGUGAAUUGGAGGAUAGCGUUACUUGCAGGGUGGAGAGCGUGAUCGGACCUUUGAGGGAGUUGGUCAGACUCGGCAAGAAAAAGGUGGCAUAUGCUACCGACAGCGAAUCGUCGGACACUCAGGCGGGUGAAGGUAGUGAUACUAGCGUCACUCAGGAGCUGAGCGCUAGGACGGAGCRGCWAUGUAUCUCGGAGAAACGGAAGAGAGGUCRKGAUCCAGUGCUUGAAGGUAGCCCUCCUAUGGAGGGUCCUYCGAAGCGCACCCCUAAACGUGGGGUAUUGAAGYYGGCGUUGCUUUCAGCCAGACGGACAAGAUCCAAGGCUGUGGCGAAGAAUCCCGGAUGCGUGAAACGGGUAUCUCCGGUGAAGACACCGUUGAAGGCGAGGAAGGGACGCACACCAAGGAAGGGUACUCCUAUGAAGUCACCGGCUCUACAGUUCACUCCUGCUACUAAAGGCGCUCUACAACAACUUCGAUAUCGGAGCAGCGUUAUGGAAGAACUGAAGGACUGCGACGCAACCGAGCUGCAACGACUCUGCAAAGAGGAGGGAGUAACAUAUGAUGGGAAGGUGGGGGCGAUCUUCGCGAUUGCAGAUAGCCGCACUCGGCAGAGGUUUGGUCAGGAUACUGUCGAAGCUACCGAGGUCAUUGAAGUUGGUGACAGCGAAUCUGGGAAGGAGCAAGAAGCAGGGCGGGAACACUGAUAUGCCUGGGAGAUACCGAAGUUGUGGAAGCUGUGUAAACUGUUUACUGACCUAAGAAGUGAGUCGACUGGCGUGGAUGGGCGAAUCGAGGAGAUUUUGCGUCUGAUUGUUUUGCGGCUAACACUGGCAUGUGAGAUCAGGUGGAUGCAGAAGUGUAUACCUGCGUGGGAGAGACUGUAUGAUAUCCAUAGGAUUGAGUCCUUGCGGCUUACAAACG
Molecule: messenger RNA, 1289 nt
Organism: Chara braunii
Lineage: Eukaryota; Viridiplantae; Streptophyta; Charophyceae; Charales; Characeae
Source: the annotation of a GenBank genome assembly